Messenger RNA from Hordeum vulgare subsp. vulgare (domesticated barley), 2054 nucleotides. RefSeq names its product LRR receptor-like serine/threonine-protein kinase RGI5. The transcript has 2 exons. Lineage: Eukaryota; Viridiplantae; Streptophyta; Magnoliopsida; Poales; Poaceae. Gene Ontology annotation, molecular function: protein binding. The record is from RefSeq and is a predicted model, not a curated record. The coding region runs from base 1 to 1770 and encodes 589 amino acids.
AUGGAAAAGAGCAGCAGGUCCGGCUUAUGUUCUUCUCACCGUGGUUUAUUGUUGCAGGCGCUGCCGCUGUUUCUCUUGCUGCUUCAUCAGUCCACGGCCGGCGUGCAGGCGCAAGCCCCGCCGCCGCCGCCGCGGCUACAGGAAGCGCAAGAACGCGCCAUGAGGGAGCUGUCAAGCACGGUGUCCACCACGGCUCCGUGGUGGGACACGACCGACCCGAACCCGUGUCGGUGGAGCGGGGUCACCUGCUCCACUCCGCCGUCGUCUAACCGCUCCGGCUCACGCUCACCCGCGGCAGCGGCGACUGUGCUCCGCCUCUCCAUGUCGGGCUUCGGCCUCUCCAACCCCUCCGUGCUCGCCUCCAUAUGCUCCCUCGACUCCCUGGAGUCUCUGGACCUGUCUAUGAACAGGUUCACCGACCUGCCUCAACCCUUGUCUUCGUGCUCCUCCUCAUCCUUGGGCGCCACACUGCGUGUGCUCAACCUCAGCCACGCCCUGCUGGCCGGUCCGCUCGGCGACUUCGCCGGCUUCCCCAGGCUGGAGCUCCUUGAUUUCUCCUUCAGCUAUCUCUUGGGAAAUGUGAACAAGCAGCUCAGUUCUUUGGCCAGCCUGAGGAUCUUGAACCUUGGUCACAACGGACUUGACGGUGACCUCCCCACGAACAUGGCCCUCUCUCUGGAAGAACUGGUGUUAUCAGGCAAUGAUUUCAGCGGUCCGAUACCGGCAAGUUUUGGAAUCACCAAGCAUGUGAAGGUGUUGGAUUUGAGCUUCAACAUGCUAAGUGGUGAGAUACCUUCCGAUCUAUUCUUUGCUCCGGGUUUGCAUGCCGUUGAUCUCAGCGGCAACAUGCUUCGAGGACACAUCCCACAGGUGUUCUCUCGCGGCCUCUAUCGCCUUUGUCUCGGAGGGAACUUUCUCAGUGGCACAAUCCCGGGCUCAAUUGGUGAUGCCUCGAGCUUGGCUUAUCUUGAGUUGGACAACAAUAAUUUGGUGGGAGAUAUACCAUGGCAACUCGGUAAAUGCAGUAAAUUGCUUCUCUUGAACCUUGCAAGCAAUGAGUUGACUGGUGCAGUGCCCGCAGAGAUCGGCACACUCAAUAACCUGAUUGUUCUUAAACUCCAAAUGAACAAUCUUGAUGGCCAUAUACCGAGCGCACUUGCUGGUCUAGUGAAGCUAAAUGUAUUGGACCUUAGCCAAAAUUCAAUUGAUGGAGAGAUACCGCAUCAGAUUUUCCAGCUACUGCGGCUUUCAAACAUAUGUUUGCAAAGCAACAAGAUCACCGGUGCCAUUCCAACUUCAGUCAGUUCACUGCAGUUUCUUAUUGAACUUGAUCUCGGAGAUAACUCGCUCAGUGGUUUCAUCCCCACAAUGCCGAUCAGCUUGAGCACGGUCCUCAAUCUAAGCCACAACCAUCUCAGUGGCUCUAUCCCUUCAGACAUGGGCUCUUUACGCUUCUUGAAGGCCCUUGAUCUUUCCUACAACAACUUGUCCGGUCGGGUACCGCCCUCGCUCGAAAGUUUGCAGAGCUUGAGAAAGCUGGUGCUCUCCUAUAAUCAUCUCUCGGGACCCCUCCCGAAGUUUCCAUCAUCUGUGGUGGUCCAUUCAAUGGGAAAUCCUGAUCUUGUCGACAUUGACGAGGAUUCGGAUAUGAUGGCGGAUACUGAGUCAGCUAAAUGGAUUGCAAUAGCUUCUUUUGUGGUCUGCUUCGUCAUCUCUUUCUACUGGGAUGGGAUCAGGAAUGGAUGGUUUGCAGGUCCAAGGAGCAGGUAGCUGACUAGUUGGACAUUGCCUGCCUGCACGUGGAAAUCCCAAAUGCUCUCUCCACGUCUUUUCUAGCCGCCGCCUAAGCAUUGUGGAAAUCAAGAUUUUUCUUACCUUCCGGCUUUUUCAACGGCUUCACGAAGGUUUGCCACUUUGGAUAGAUGUCAUCCGCUAGAUAAUACCCAUAGUUGUACGUACGGCCAUUUGCUACAAACUGCACCGGUGGCAACUCACCAUUUGCAAUGUUAUUCAUCAGUGGUGACCGGUUGACAACAUUGAUGUCAUUCAAAGAU